AACCUGCUCGACAAGUUCAACCCCGCGGCGCGCCAGCUGAUCACGGCGGGGAAGGCUUACCUCAAGGCCCUGCAUGGUGCCAUGGCAGCGUCCAAGGUGUACCUGGACGCCCUGACGAAGGUGGCGAGGCACUCCCAGCAAGGCCUCUGGGGCGGCUCCUCUGACAUAGGGAUGUGCCUCAUGCAGAUGGUGGACGUUUACAAGGAAGUCCAGUCGCAACAGAUGACCAUUCUCAAGGCUUUCUACGUCGACCUGAUCGUGCCUCUGGAGACCAAUUUGGACAAGGACACUAAAGUGCUUCAGACCGAGCAGAAAAAGUUCCUCUCCUCACACAAACACCGUCUGGAGUCCUACACGAAAGCGGCGUCGCAGGUGAAGAAACACAAGAAGAAGAACAGGGCAAAUAAAGGAGCCAUGGAUAAGGAAAUAAAGCAAUUCCAGGCGAUGGAGGAGGAAAAGUGCAAAAUGGACGGGUUUAUUGAGCAGAGUCUCCAGAACGCGGUGACCCAAGAACGGCGUCGGUACGGGUUCAUCCUGGAGAGACAGUGCUCCCUCGCCAAGCACUACCUGGCCUACCACGGGAAGGGUUCCUCGCUCCUGCAACACACGCUGGACAAGUGGCAGGAGGUUUCCAAGACGCGCGAAACCCUGCCCGACAGGAUUCAGUGCAUGCUGCCCACGUCGAGGCCGCGGGACACGGAAGGCAUUUACUCGACGCCCCUGUGCCUCGACGACGAUGCCAUGUCAGUGACCUCGCAGAUGCGGAAGGCACGCUCGGUCGACGCUUCCUGCCUCGACCUGAGCUCCAUCGCUGACGAAAUGCCCUCGCGACCUAUCACUCGCGCGCGCUCUGAGUUCAACCUCGACCAUCGCUCCACGCCGGACACCCUCAUGCACCGGCGCUCCAUGGCAGUCCCUGAAGACAGCAGCCGGCGGGCCAUGGCGAGGGCGCUGUACCCUUACUCGCCCAGCGGAGACAACCAGCUGUCGUUCGUCGAAAUGGACUUGAUUGCCUUGAUUGGAGAGAAGAACAAAGGCUGGCAGUACGGCGAGAACCUCCGCACGCAGCGCUGUGGAUGGUUCCCCGUGGCCUACACCGAGCUCCUGCACGAGGAAGAUGACUCAGCUCUCGGCAGCACCAUGACGUCACAGCUCAACAGUAGAGGUAGUGUAGAGGACCCCCAGGCCACGCCCGCAGGUGCUGAGGAGCCGCCCACUGGCCCCGGGCUAUCCCAGCACGCCCACGCUCAGCCCUACCACCGAUUCCCUUCCAAACACAGACCCUCGAUCGCUUCCAUGACUCAGGUCCGAGCCGCUAGUCCCGCCGCCGCCUCCCAUGCCAGUGCCUCCACUUCUGCCUCGAGCGUUCCAGUGCCACAGUCCUCCUCCUCUGCCAAAUCAUCACAUGUAGCCUCCUCUCAGGAAACUCUGAGAACCUGCACCAGCAUGUCCUCCAGCGUGAACACGGUCCUCUUCAACCACGCCAUUCUGGACCCCCCCUCCGCCCGAGUCUCAGCCCCCACCAUUAAGAAAUCGACGAGCCAGCCGCAGCCGCACGCCAAGUCCGGCUCCAACCCCUUCACCUCCAGCGGCUCGCUCACCACCGGCUCCUCCAUGACCCUGAGCCGCUCCUUCACGACCGGUGCCGGCUCCUCCCACCUCUCCACUCGCUUCCAGAAGAGAGGCAGCGGGAACGCGUCCUUCCACUCCAGCGACGACAGCGGCUUCAGCAACGAGAGCGGCAGCAUCAGGCCUCCCAUGAACCCCGAGGCUGAUUACUCCGACGAUGAUCUCAACGGACUUGCCCCACAUUCCAUGAACAGCCUCAGCUCCCGCUGGCUGAGGUCCUCCACAACCCCGCCGUUUAACACGGAGCCGGUCUCUCUCCCUUGCCUCCUCAGCCCCGAGUCCUGCCAUUCCAGCGACCAACAGUCCUUCCAGUACAUAGCAGGGGACCAGGACGCCACCAUGACCCUUCCGACGCCUGGUCGUAAACACAAGAGCGACAGCGUCAAGCACAGGGAUCUCUCCCUUCCCUCUCUCUCCAUUGAUCACUUUGUGACACUGGCAAGGAGGAAGACCAACCGGUCCUCGCCCUGUGCCCAGAAGAUAGCCGCCCAGAGGGAGCGCGGCCGAAGUCAUGAGCGAGGCCGACGGACCGUGCGGAGGAGUUCUUCUCUCCUCUGCCUGGGCAUGGACUCCUGCCGCGGGAUUCCUGACGAUCUGCAGAGUGCUGACUAUGAGGACGUCUGGUCUGAGGACUGGAGACAUUCCUCACUCGUUGAUGUAAGCAUGGACAUCCCGGACCCGCCGUCCUUCCAGCCUCCGGCGCCGCCCACGCCCGCCAGCACCAGGCCCACUGUGGAUUACUCGAUCCGCCCGCCGAUGCCCCUGCCUCACGACGACCCCAACCCGUCGCCGAGGUCGUGCUCGAACACCAGGCAGAGCGAGUCAUCUCAGCAGAACUCGAACUCAUCCUCUGGCAACAGCACUCUGACGGGGAGCGACGAGGAGGACAACGAGGAGGAAAUCUACAUGGUCGUCAGCGACCACAGGUGCGAAAUGAGAAAGACGCAGAUGAGGAAACAGGUGUCACGUUCCCUCACGUGGGCGUCUCCCGCCCAUCGGAGGUCUCCCCCGCCGCCACCGCUGCCCAUGUCCAACCCCCCGUCUUCCGCCGCCUCUUCCACCUCAACAAGAAUUACACAGAUCAGAAGAAGCCAUGCCUCUCCGCGACGGCCCGAUGAGAGUCAACAGCCAAGCAGCUUACCCCACUCGACGCCGCCGUCCCAGGCCACGGAGACGCCGCCGCUCCCCCCGAGGAGGACGCAGCGCCCUCCCUGCCCUCUCCCGAAGGAAAGCCGGAGGCAGCCUGUAGACAGGCUGCUCCUGCCAUGGCAAUACGGCAACGAGGUCAACAUCCUCAACUACAGCGAUUACAUGAACCGCCGCCUGAAGUAUCCAGAGGGAGUGUCUCGUAUUGACCAGCAGUCGUACACAACUGGGAACUUAUGCGGUCCGUGGUACGACCUCUGGGCGGACGAUCCCUCAGUGGCAGACGUAUGAUCCUCGUGCUUUUAGGUCGCGGGAAAGACCCAUUUUGUAUAUAUGACAAAACUGCUCACAGAAGGCCAAAAAAACUAAGACUUAAAGUGUUCUUGCUGUGCAUGAAUACAGCUCUUUCUAUUUUCCAGAAAGUUUUUGUGCUAUAUUCUUGUAUAGAAGAAGUAGAAUCUCUUCUCAUUUGCAAGUUCAAAAGAUUUUGUAUAUAGAAUAUAUAUAGAAUUUAUUGUGAAUGUAGCCUUGUAGGAACUGUCCUUAUUAUUUUACCAAUAUUUUUGUGUAUAUUUCAUGCAUAAUAUCUGUUUAAGUUCUGUUUAGUUAAGGAUAUUAUUUUUUUUUUCGAUGUAUAUAGCACGUAUGACGCCAAGAGUAAAUUUCCCUUAGUUACCCCUUCAUAUCACAAUUUUCUUUGAUGUUCUAUGUUUGAGAAUGUGCAUGGGUAACUUUUAUAUUACUUUCAAAUUUACUUUUCUUGGAUUGCGUCCCUAUUUCCUUCUUAAUAUAGACAUUACCAAUUGUUUCUUGAUAACUCAGUAUCACAAAAAAUACAAUUUAUUAAAUCAACUAACAAAAUUGUCUGAAUUCUAUUUUGUAAAAAAUAAGAAAGAAAAAAAAAAAAACAUAUAUUACCAGAAAAUAACUAGCAAUAAUGUAACGUCUCAGGCAUGUUGUAAGAUGUCAAUAAUUCUUGUAUUUUAUACACUUUUUUCCCAAUUUUUGUAGAACGCCAUUGUGUCACGACGACAUCAAAUUCUUAUUUCAGGGUUUCAGUGGAGAUCCAGCAAGAGCAGGCUCGCAAAACCUUAAAUGCACAUAAAAAGAGAGAGAAGAAAACGCAUAGAUAGUGCAGUGUUCAUGGAUUUUAUGAUUAAAUAAUAUCAUGUUGUACAAUGUCGAUGUAUUGUUCGCUUUUAUAGUGUCAGAAAACAAACAAUUGUAUCACAUAUGUACGUUUAAAAAAAAAAAAUACUUAUUCCAUUAUCAUAUAAUGUCUAACUUUGGAAUUAUAGAAAAGUUAGAACAUUAUAAAUUUUAUUCUCAUUCGCUGUACAUAUCAUUGCUAUGAAUGUUGCUUCGGCACUAGAAAUAAUAAUCAAGAUCCGAAAUAUACAUGUUUGUGGAAUGAUACAAAUGAAUCGCAUAAUAUCUGUGACAAAAUAAGUUAAUGGAAGUUUCUGGAUCGUACCAAGUUUGUGAAUCAACAGAGGUCGUGUUCAGUACGGUACAGUUACUAUGGAUUGUGUGGUUUAUCCUACAAUCAACACAUUUCCGACAAAAAAGUACCUCAGUUGUGAGCCAGGCAAGGAUACUGCAAAUGCUCUAACAUUUACAAAAAGAAAAGAAAAGAAAAGAAGAAUAGAACAAAACAAAACAUAACAGUCACGAGAUUUCAUUCAGAGGAAUUCAUGAGCGAGGACGUCCAAAGGAAAGUCUGUGGAGAGUUUGUGUUGUUUUAUCCUGGUGCUCUACAAACCACGAGUUCUGUCUUCCAUCAGGGGCUGUGUGACGUCAUCGGGGUUUAUGUAGCGUCAUCAGGGAUCAUGUGACGUCAUAAGUAAGCACAGCGAAAGACUGGCGUUUGAUUUGGUGUUUUGCAAAUAUAGCAGAAAACUGCUACGUUCACCGCUUCUUUGUGUCGCUUUCCUACUUCUUUUCCACUUCAUUUGUCCAUUUCUUUCUAUAGCUUUUUAUCCUCGUGUUAAUUGUUCUCGUUCUGAUAUAUACUUUGAGGGAUAUUAAUAGGUCUAUGAUAAGAAAAAUAAAUACUGAAUAUACAUUAAUAUUACUGAUCAAACCUCAGAUAUUUCAACAUUAUUACUGAAAUGUAAAUUCCAGAAACUCAGUUGAUUAAGGGUUUUGUGUCUAAAAUAGAUACAAGAAUAUGCCUGUGAUCAGAGUACGCUAAAAGAUACUGCACCUAAAGUGUACUUACAUAUUUUAUCACUUAAACCCAGACCACUUUAAAUUCUGUCAUGAAUGUAUUAGUCUCACCUUAAAACAUUACUUCCCACAGCACUUCAGGUUCCGUUUUCUACCAGUGCAACUCUCACGCGGAGACUUUCACAUCUUGUUGAAUAAUCAGCUGAUCGUCUCAUAAUUGUACAGUUUUAUGUAUAGAUUAACAAAGCUAUGGGAAAUCAUAUGUUAUAGGUUUCCCAGUCUGUAGAAUUUAGAUAUAAAGGAAAUAAAUAUACCCCAAAA
Messenger RNA from Penaeus chinensis, 5265 nucleotides. RefSeq lists its product as uncharacterized. The transcript is spliced from 13 exons. Gene Ontology annotation, cellular component: nucleoplasm; cytosol. The coding region runs from base 82 to 3066 and encodes 994 amino acids. Gene Ontology annotation, molecular function: protein binding. Gene Ontology annotation, biological process: actin crosslink formation; plasma membrane organization; actin filament bundle assembly. Lineage: Eukaryota; Metazoa; Arthropoda; Malacostraca; Decapoda; Penaeidae. The record is from RefSeq and is a predicted model, not a curated record.